Messenger RNA from Telopea speciosissima, 336 nucleotides. Its product is annotated as stromal processing peptidase, chloroplastic-like. The transcript has 2 exons. The record is from RefSeq and is a predicted model, not a curated record. Bases 36 to 317 code for a protein of 93 amino acids. Lineage: Eukaryota; Viridiplantae; Streptophyta; Magnoliopsida; Proteales; Proteaceae.
AUUAUGUGCCAUCUGUGGAUAAUUUGGAUUUCAUCAUGGAGAGUGAGGCACUAGGCCAUACGGUUAUGGAUCAAAGACAGGGACAUGGAAGUUUGGUUGCUGUCGCUGAAAAACUUACACUUGAAGAAAUAAAUUCUACUGGUGCAAUAUCUAACUUUGGAAAACCUAAUGCACCCUCUCCAGCAGCAAUCGUUGCAUGUGUUCCUAAAAAUGUGCAUGUUGAUGAAGUCGGUGAAACUGAGUUUAGAAUUUCUCCAUCUGAAAUUACUGCUGCUAUAAAAGCAGGUUUGGACUUUGGAGGGGCCUAUAGAUGCUGAACCAGAGGUUUUCUUUCUA